Messenger RNA from Staurois parvus, 350 nucleotides. The record is from the annotation of a GenBank genome assembly. Lineage: Eukaryota; Metazoa; Chordata; Amphibia; Anura; Ranidae.
CAGCAGAUCACCGAUCAACGGAAAGAGCCAAAGGUGGGACAUGUACACUGAUCAUCAGGGCACUGAUGAUCAGUGUGCCCUGAUGAUCUGUGUAGCCCCAGCAGUGCCACCUGUCAGUGUCCAUCAGUGCCAGCUGUCAGUGCUCAUCCAUGCCACCUGCCAGUGUCCAUCAGUGCCUCAUCAAUGCCACAUAUCAGUGCCUACCAGUGUACAUCAAUGCCACAUAUCAGUGCCCAUCUGAGCUGCCUUUCAGUGUCACCCAUCAGUGCCAGUCAGUGCCACCUAUCAAUGCCAUUCUGUGCCACCUAUCAGUACUGCCAAUCAAUGCCGCCUAUCAGUGCCAGUCAGUG